AUGAAGUUCAAGCCAAGCAAAUCCAGGAGCAUAUCCAUCGUCAAGGGGAAACUCACAGACCAGAGGUUCCACAUCAAGGACACACCCAUCCUGUUGGUGUCUGAACUGCCAGUCAAGAGCCUAGGGCGAUUGUACAACGCACAUCUCAAAGACUCAGACCAGAGUGAUCAGCUGAGGGAAGAAACCAUCAAAGCCCUUGUCAGCAUAGACAAGACCUUGCUUCCUGGCAAGUUGAAACUGUGGUGCCUGCAGUUUGGAUUGCUCCCCCACCUGAUGUGGCCUCUUAUGAGAUCCCCAUGA
Molecule: messenger RNA, 300 nt
Organism: Xyrichtys novacula (pearly razorfish)
Lineage: Eukaryota; Metazoa; Chordata; Actinopteri; Labriformes; Labridae
Source: the annotation of a GenBank genome assembly